This is a messenger RNA of Synchytrium microbalum, 9033 nucleotides long. RefSeq lists its product as uncharacterized. Gene Ontology annotation, molecular function: protein binding; NAD+ poly-ADP-ribosyltransferase activity. Lineage: Eukaryota; Fungi; Chytridiomycota; Chytridiomycetes; Synchytriales; Synchytriaceae. The transcript is spliced from 24 exons. The coding region runs from base 1 to 9033 and encodes 3010 amino acids. The record is from RefSeq and is a predicted model, not a curated record.
AUGGGGAGACUCCCUAUUGAGGCCAGUGUUACAACGGCGACUAGGCGUGGAAGAGCAUCUACGCGUUCAUCUACUGGUCAAGCAACUUCAUCCAACGCACCCUUGGUUUCUGUGACGCCAACGAAAUCAAGAGCAAGCUCGUCAAGGAGCAAUGUCGCAUCACCUGAUAGAGGUAGAAAUACACGGAAUGGGGGUGCAAGUGUCAAGAAAACCGUUACUACUCGUGGUAAAAGUGUUGCAUCUAGCCCAUUUAAACAUCCCUCUGAAGCUGGCCUUCCAGUGAUUGUUAUUGAAGAUGAUGAGGCUGAAGUUACCGUGCAACAAGCACAACCACGAACACGAACACGAAGGACAAAACAACCUUCCGUCGAGAUUAUCGACGAAGAGGAAGAAGAAGAGCGUGAACUACACGAAGAGCCGGUUGACGAUGAAGAGAAUCUGCAAGAGGACGAAGAGGAAGAAGAGCCUGAGAUCUUUGCGGAAAAGAUCGUUGCUACUAAACUCGUCAAGGGCAAGCGCAUGUACUAUGUAAAAUUCGCAGGAUACGGCGAUGAAGAGAACGAGUGGUUUGAUGCAGCCGAUACCGAAAAGGACCUCAUCGAAGAAUUCGAACGGGAGGAUGUAGAAAUGGCUACCCCACCUCGUCGUCGUCCUGUCGUUACCCGGAAAUACUCUAUCAUUGAAGACGACGAUAUAAUCGAAGUCGAGGUAGAGUCUGCAGAGGACGAUGAUGACUAUAUUCCAGCUGGGUCGUCCAACAAGAGAUCGAAGGGUAAAGGGCCAGAUGGCUCUGCAACUCGUAAGAAACGACGUGUGGAGAAUGAGGACGGUGGUGAUGAGGCGGCCAUGCCUGCUUCGUUGAAUCGAGUGCCGUCUAUCCCCAAGGAGAAGAAGGCUGCUGCUCGCGCUCCUAGAGUUAAGAAGGAGGAUAAGGCUGCAAUUGAGCAGCGUGUUAAGGCUCGUGGGAAGGCAAAGUUGCCUAAUAUGCGUGGAGCUGAAUAUGACGAAAGACAUCCACACCAGCCCGAUACCGCGUGCUGUAUGAUAUGCUCAACCAAAGAGUAUACUCGGGCUAUAGAAACAAAUGACACAGUCCUACUGGAUGCCUGUGUCAACUCUUUAUCAGACGUGGCUGGCUUUGAAUGGUCUGGACGAGCUGACUGCCCCCAUCUAAACGCGCUCAGAAGCGCCAUGGUCAAGAAUGAUUUAGCAGCGGCUGCUGCCCUUAUGGAUCCCGCCAAACGACAGCAAGGGAAACGAGUAGAGCCACCGUCGAAUUACUAUAGUGUCUCGACAGUCGGCCAGGUUUCUCAUAGAACUUAUGGGAGAGGCAUUCGAACUGUAAAGGCAUCUCGUGGUGGACGUGAAGGCAAUGAUGCGUUUUAUAGACGGAUGGAUAAAGAUCCAUACGAUAUAUUGCAUCCGAAGCAGCGUGCUUGGUCACGGUUUAGGCCUGAAGAGCAGGCGUUUCAGGAUGCCAUGCGUCAUGGUAGUAUUACCCCUGAGAUGAUUGACUAUUUGAUGCUGACCAGUCCCCAAAUCAAAGUAUGUGUACAAAUGUGGGGUCCACAUGAAUCAGCUGCUAGUGGAAACAUAGAUAUAACCGCGUAUUUGGUCAAACUUCUCGGUAUCGGAUACGGCUUUAACGAAUAUCAUGGCCAUGUACUCGGCACAGACCAUUCGGCGAUUGACAGCAUCCACCGUCGUAAUGUGCUAAAGAAGGCCGCAGGAAACUUUUCCGUAUCUCCAUAUCACUUCAGUGCUGCAAAUCCAGAUACCUUCUUUUUGCAGAAGCUGUUUAGUCUCUUGACGCCAGCUGAGACAGCCCAUGUGGAUGAUCUUGGAAGAUCUGUAGCACACUUUGCCGCUGGUAGUAAAUCUACGGAGGCGCUCAAGUUUCUAAUCUCAAAAGGUGUUGAUUGUGAGUCUCCCGAUCUGACGAAAAUUACACCAUUGGCAUUGGCUUGUCGCUAUGGACGCCCGGAUAACAUUCCGUUGAUUCUCAGUGCACUAAGAAAUGUGCCAGUAAAGGAUUACAUCAAUGACCCCUUCACAUCUAUGAAGCUCACAUACAUACACUUUGCUGCUCAUUACGGAAACCUCGCGUGUAUCCAACAGUUGUUAGACCACGGGGCUGAGAUUGCACCUGUCGACAAGGAAAACAAGCGCACUCCACUCUUAGAAGCUUGUAUGCGCGGUCAUCUUGAUGUAGUUAAAUUCUUGUCUGAGAACGGCUCGAGUUUACAUGACGUGGACCGGUCACGUCGAACUGCUCUGCACUUGGCAGCUAAGAAUGGACAUUACGACAUUGCUGUGUUUUGUAUACAGAACGGUGUUGAUCCGAAUGCUCAAGAUACGUCCAAGAAUACGGCUUUGCAUUAUGCAGCAGCGUAUGGUUGGAUUCGAAUGGUUCGCCUACUAGUAGAGUAUGCUGGGGCGGAUGUGAAUGCAGAAAAUAGUUGGAAGCUUGUACCUCUCGCUGCUGGCUGUACCAUGCUUCACACAGCAAUGAAGGCCAACCUAACAAAUCACUACGAAGCUCGCCGUGUAGUCCGCAAGGUCGAACUACUCGUAGAACGUAACGCCAACCCGAAUCUGCUGACACCUGAUGGUGAAUCGGCCCUCCAUUUUCUGGCAUCCAUGUCAGACCAUAGUAUCGACGAAGCCAGUCUCAAACCUACAAGCACAACCAAGGUCGCGAGAGCCUCCAAGCCGAGUCGUUACAGAGGCUCAGAUGAUGAUGAGGACGACAACGAAGACGACCACGAUGAUGAUGAUGAAGAGAAUGGUGACGAGAAUACUACGAUGAAGGAACCUGAUGCAAGUAUGGAAGAGCCAGAGACAGAGCAAACGUAUUUCAAGAAUGCGGAUUUGAGGGAGACGUUUGUACAUCUGGCUGAACUACUGCUCCAACGAGGUUGCAAUGUAAACCAUCUGAGCAAAGAUCGGAAGAGUGCGCUGCAUCUUGCUUUGUCAUCUGGAAACCACACUAUUGCUCUAUACUUGCUCAACCAUAAAGCCGAUAUCACGGUGCCGUUUGGGGCAAACCAGAACAUCCUGCAUCAUUACUUGAAGGAAGCUGGUGUCAUCAGUGCCUCAGUUCGAGAAUUUGAAAAUGACGCCGUGGAGAGAGAGCGGCUUGUAGCGGUAAUGAAGGAAAUUUGGAUUGUGAUUCAGACUUUCCCUGUUGCUCAGCUUAGAGAUUUGGCUGCUCAAGUCGACGACAAUGGAUAUACGCCAAUCUUGCUGGGUGUGAAAACAGCUGUCAUGCAAAUAUCGUCAAAUAUUGAAACCAUGAAGGAAAAGUAUCGAGUCAAGGCUAGGCCAGUCCAACGGCCGUGGUGGGAUAAGACUCCGCUACCUGUUGAAGAUGAGACCGCACCACCCAAAAUCAUUGAUUGUAAUCCGAUAUACGACAUAUUCUGUGAUCUAGUAGGACCAAUCUUGGCCUACUGUAGAUUAGACUUGAGCACCACAGUCAAGUUGCCCAAAGGUUUUGAGAAGAAGCCUAAAAGCACUCCCAAACCAAUCUAUACUGGAUUUGCUGCCAUUCAUAUAGCUUCAAAACAUUACGGAUAUCAGCUUGUCGAGUUCUUGACCCGCCAUGGUUGUGAUCCAGACGUGCCAGCGGAUACUACUAAAUCUUCAGCAUUGCUGCUGGCUGUCAGCACGAUUGAGCCUGAAAAGAUUCGAGAUGAAGAGGCCGUCGUUGCCAAAAAGUUUAGAUUUGGAGCUUUGCCGGCUCGUGAUCUAGCUGAAAAGACUAUAGAUGCUUUACUAGCAGCUUCGGCUGAUCCAGCGGUAUCAAAUGAAGCAGGCGAAACGCCUCUUCUUGUGGUUUGCCGUCAGCAUCGUGGACCACUGAUGUUGAAGCUGGUGUCGAAUGUAAAGACAUCGACCGGGUUGGAUAAAGCUGGAAAAGAUAAAAUACCAGCCUUGCUACAUGCCGUAAUCUCGAAAGAUGUAGUAGUAACUCGCAUGUUGGUUGAUGCUGGUGCAGACACCAAUAUAGUUACUGACAAUGGAUUCUCGGCUGCUAUGAGGGCUAUAGAAUCUGGAUCUGAAGAAAUCCUCCAAGUGAUUUUAAGUCGUAAAGUUGAUCUAGCUCAACAAAACCAUGAUGGAAACACUGCUCUUCAUCUGGCUUGUAGUUCAGGGGUCAGCAAAAUGGCUUCUAUGGUUAUCGCUGCGUCUGAAGACGAUCCUAUCGCGUUGAAUAUCGAUGCAGUAAACAAGAACAGUCUAAGCGCCAUCACGUUGGCUUGUCAACACGGAAUGGCAGAUGUCGUCAAGGCACUGGUAAAUAUUGGUGGUAAUCCAAACAUAGUCUCAGAGAAAACUGGACGCACUGCUUUGAUGGAAGCUAUCCAAGCCAAUUCUUUAGAUUGCGUCCGUCUGCUCUUGGGUGGUCCACGAAAUGUCGAAGUCAAUGUAAAAGAUUCUGAUGGCGUUUGGGUCCUGCAUCAUGCUGUGAAAAUUGGAAAUCACCGUGUGGUUGAUGCUCUUUUGAGAUCUCAUGCUUCAGUGCAUGCUGAAGAUCCCGCCAAAACGACCGCUCUACAUCUAGCAGUAGAAAAAUCCAAGUCAGAAAUCAAUACGUCUCUCAGAGUCGAGAGAUUGUUGAUUCAACACGGUGCAAACGUAAAUGCUAUAGAUUCGCAAGGACGCACACCUCUCCAUAUCGCAUUUUUUGAUCUCGGCUUUACUCCGUUAACAGCGACAUCACUGAACGCAAAGAAGAAAUAUGACGAGUACAAUGCUAGAGUCGCUAAACGUAAAGAAAGAGAGAGCAAAACCAAAGAGACGUUGGAAAAGUUUGACAUUACUGACAAAGAAGUAUCUGCUUGGUUUGUCGAUGGUCAUGCUAAGGGCAUGGCUGAUGCAGAAGCAAGAGAAGCAGCCAAGAAUGGAGUCGUCGUCGAAGAACCAGUCGAUGAACGAGACUUGGGUCCAUUGUAUUGUCAUGAAAAAUGGGAAGAGCCUAAAGAUAUCGUUAAAGGCGAUCCCAUCGAGAUUGUGUCGUAUCUAGUCGACUUGCCCAAUAUCAACGUGGAUGCACAGGACGGUUUUGGUCGUACACCACUUCAUUAUUCUGCUCGACUGGGAGCAUUCACAUCUACCUCGUACUUGCUUGAUCGCAAGGCCAGGCUUGAUGUUGCCGACUCAGAAAACCAGUCGGCACUCGAAAUUGGACUUCUUUUCAAUCAUUUGGACUAUUCAGUCAUGCUAGCAAAUCGAGGUGCAAAUGUGCAUCGAAUGAUGAGCCUUCCAUCUGGUGAAAAGCUUUCCAUCUUCAGAUACAGCUUGUCUAAAAGCUUCAUGAGCAUGUCCUUCUUGAUUGUGGAGCUGGGUUUGCCAUUGCUCAGUGCGAUUCAUGACGAGUUAUCAGCCGGAAAGUUUCAUCUAGCCUUGCUGCAAAUCGGCAAAGCGUUACCAAUAUCAUUAACGGCGACGAAUGAACAUAGUCAAAAUCUAUUCCACAUUCUUGUCGACUACGCACCUGCUGAUCGUGUAGCUUCAGAGGAUUAUGGAGCCGAAAUAUGUGAUAUUAUUUCUCCACAUGUUACCUUUGAUGACAUGGAUGCACACUCGCGAAGACCGAUUCACUAUGCCGCCAAAAAUGGACAUCAAGCAUUAGCAUUAUGGCUACUUGCCCAUGAUGUUUCUCCCAAUGGAGUCGACAGUACAGGAAACAGCCCAUUGACAUAUGCUCUAGCCGCUGGCAAUUUCAAGAUCGUAGAGGCUCUAUUAGCAGCAGGUGCCAAUGUCAACGAAUCUGAUGUCGCCAAAGUCCCAUCUGCUAUAAGAUUGGCUGUAGAUACAAAGGAAGUCAAGUUUGUCCAAGCUCUGUUAAACAAAUCAGCGCCUUGUGAUCUUGAUGGAGACCACGGUCACGUAACUGCUGUCAUGAAGGCCGUUACCCAGCAACUUGAAGACGUAUUGGUCGCGCUUGCCAAGGCGAAAGCACCGCUUAAUGAAACAUCGCUUGUAGAAUGGGAAGAAACGGACAAGGACAACAAAGUUGUCAAGAAAUCUGCCAUUAUGCAUCCUAUUCUUCAUACUGCCUUCCAACCUCAGGCUGAAAAGGAUAAGAAAUCCAUAUUUGAUGUACUGUUGGAACAUGGUGCCAAUGCAGACGUGGUUCACCCUUUGAGUCAUCGGACUCUGCUUCAGACUCUGCUUGUACGAAAUGACCAACGUCGUGUCCAGGCUGUGCUCAAGAAGGGCGCCGAUGUAAACGCCACUGAUCCCAAAUCUAAACGAACGGCAUUCCAAACGAUUCUACUCGAAAAUAAGAUGCCUGAUCUGAAAGCUGAAUUUUAUGCUGCACGACCAGAUCCAAAUAUUAUGGACCAGCAAACCGGAAUGAGACCGCUAGACAUCUUCAUUGACAAGGGCGAUGGAGCUACUGUAGCUUCCUUACUCGCAGUAGGAGCCAAUCCGAAUUUCUUGUCGAGUGCAGUAGCCAAUCCGAAUCGUCUGACAUCUGUAAUGAAAUGUGUAGCCAUCAACAGUAUAAAUAUUCUGACUACUCUCCUUGAAAAAAGUCAACAUGUAGUAGAUUUGACCAAGACGGAUAUCCACGGUCGUGAUGUCUUCCAUCAUAUAGUACAACCACGAAAGAUCUUGUCGUAUGAGAAUGUCGAGAUGCUAAAACUUGUCAUGGCCAAGGCUGGUCCAAGGGCUGGACAAAAGGAAGAUAAUUAUGGCUGGCUGCCUUCAGACUAUGCUCGUCUUCACGCUUCGUCAAGAAUAUGGGACGAGCACUUGCUAUUCGAACGACAAGGCAAUCCACCCCCAGCACUACCAGAAGACAUGUUGCCGGAAUUAGUAGGAGAAGACAUGUCUCAUGUGGAUAUUCCUGAUGGUCCAGAUGUAUUCGGUGACGCUGAGCUCGGUAGAAGAGAAUUGGAGCGCAUCGCUGACGAAGAAGCUUUGGAAGAAGAAAGGAAACUUCUCGCUGAGAAUCCUGAAUAUAUACCUGCUGCCAAACGGAAAGUCGCUCUGGACAGUAACUUGCAGCUCACUGCUGACACUGCCGAAGUCGUCUACGAGAAUGAAACUGAACUGGAGGGCCCGUACGAUAUUGUGAUGACAAAGACGGAUGUGGAACGUGGGCACUUUGGAAUGAAUGUGUUUUAUAAAUGUAGUGUCAUCAAUAAUCGAGCACAGGAUAUCUACUUGCUUUGGACCAGAUGGGGAGGAAUUGGCGAGACUGGGAUGUUUCAACGAACACCGUAUGAAACUCGUGAAGAGUGCAUCAAAGAGUUUAAGAAGGUCUUCAAAUCCAAGGCCGGCAUAGUUUGGGAAGACCGAUAUACAGACGAUUCUUUCCGUCCAGGGAAAUAUCAAGUAGUACGAACCGUCGAACGUAAAAAGAUUGAUCUCAAACCCUUCGACUGGUCCAAGACUCCUCCAUCAAAACUGCAUCCAGCAUUACAAGAUAUCUUGAAAAUAUUUACUGACGUUGGAUCUCUGAAUCGAAUCGCUGCUGAUAUAUCAACCAGCAUUCCUUUGGGAAACAUUGACCACAAAGUAGCUCAAAGUGGUUAUGAAAAGCUGACUCUCAUUGCCACCGAGAUACGCAGAAUGGAGGAGCUGAGGAAAAAGUCAAGUUUGCCUGAUGUCAAGGUCAUGAAAGAGAUCAAGUAUACGAUUGUCGAACUCAGUAAUGAGUAUUAUCGGCUUGUUCCCUCUGCUGCUGAUAAUGGAUAUGGUAUUAAGCCUAUUCUUGACAUGCCUACCCACAAGGCUACCGAAAUCAACCCACUUGAUUAUGUUUAUUCUGCACUGAAGAAUCGCUUAACGCCCGUUGAAUCCACAGCCGAGGAAUUCAAACUCAUCAACGAUUAUAUCUUGACCACAUCUCAGGGACUCGGACCUUACGAUUUGGUCGGUGCCUUCAAAACUACACGAAAAGAUGAAGAGGAAAGAUUUAGGGAUGUUGGUGGAAGGAAGUUGCUGUGGCAUGGUAGUGGAAUGGGUAAUUUCAUUGGAAUGUUGUCUCAGGGACUACGAGUUGCUCCAGUAGAAAGUGCUGUAUCAGGCUACAUGUUUGGCAAAGGAAUCUAUUGCGCGGACGUCUUCUGUAAGGCGGUCGGUUAUGCUCAGAACAAUCGUUGGGAUGGCAAGACGGAUGCAUAUGGUGGUUUACUUCUGGCAGAUGUAGCAUUAGGAGAAUCGUAUGAACUCGAAGAAUCCGAGUUCUUGACCCGAGCUCCUGAUGGAUUCAGCUCGACGAAAGGAUUGGGAAAAGAAGGUCCCAGUGUCAACAAGACACUGUUCUAUUCCAAGACUGGUGUUGCCGUACCGCAAGGACCGGUUAUAGCAGAGAAAUUACGAGUUGAUAAGGAUGGGAAGGAAAAGCAGCGAGUCUUGACGUACAAUGAGUAUAUUGUAUAUGACGAAGAUCAAGUUAAAAUGCAGUAUCUGGUAUUGGUGCGAAACACCCAAUACUGCUUCCUUUGCUGCAAAUGCAAGCCCAACGAUGUAGUUCCAUUCGAGGAACACAGGAAACGAUUUGAAUCUAUACCAACCGAGUCGUUGAAUACGUAUGAUUCAUUCUUGGUCGAUACCCUCAUGGCUCAUCGAGGUGAUGUAUUGAAUAAGCUCUUUGAUGAGCAAUUGGAAUCUGUCAUUUUGGAACCACAAGCUUAUCUGGUACAGUGGCAACCAGUUACAAAGCUCCAAAGGAACUCAAAAGUAUGCACUAACUGUGCAAACGGAGUUCUGUCUAUAUUCCUGCAAAAGUACUACGAGCAACAUCAGAAUCUUCUCCCGCCAACAUUGCUAAAGAGAAGGGAUUGUUGGUACGGUCGAGAGUGCCGCUCCAGGUCAAAUAUGGCACAUAUAAAGAAGUACAACCAUAUGUGCAAGAAGCUAAAAGACGAGGAGCGGGAAGAAGCUAGUCAAGUUGAUCAUGAACAGGCUGCAGAUGAGAUGCAACUGAAGGAGCACAAUGAUGACAAUGAUGAUUCAGAGAGGGAUGAAGACGAAGAUGAGCAAGAUAACAGUGAGAUGGAUGAGGAGUAA